Molecule: messenger RNA, 568 nt
Organism: Acanthoscelides obtectus
Lineage: Eukaryota; Metazoa; Arthropoda; Insecta; Coleoptera; Chrysomelidae
Source: the annotation of a GenBank genome assembly
UGAUAUGUAUGAAAGUUUUAAGCAAUGAUAGCAUGAGGCUCAAUCGCCUUGAAAGGCAUUUGAAGCAACAACAUCCUACUCUGGUUUUGAAGACCAAAGAAUGUUUUCUUCUAAAGCAGAAUCACUCAAGCGGAUGAGACUGGAUAAAUCCAGAACUUAUCAUACAGGUGUAUCGCAGCAACUGAAAGCUUCAUUUGAAAUAGUUUUUAUGAUAUCAAAGCAAAAGAAACCGGGUACUAUCGGUGAAGAAUUAAUAAAACCAUGUAUCCUAAAAGCAACGCAGAUAAUUUUAGGAGAAGAUACAGAGGAAAAAAUAAAGUCUAUUUCUCUUUCGAAUAACACAGCCAAGCCAGACAUAACGUCACAAAUAAUUAACAAAGUAAAAUUAUCGCCAUUUCUUGCCAUUAGUUGCGAUGAAUCCACCGACAUCGUUAAUUGUGCACAGUUAAUAGUUUAUUUCCGCUACAUCAGCGGAGAUAUCAUUCAAGAAGAGAUUUUGUACUCCCAAUCUUUGACAGCAGCUACUACAUCUGGAGAUAUAUUUAAUUCAAUAUCAAAUGUUAGGUGA